AUGAGAAUUGAUGGCUACCUACAAUCGUUUUGCUACUUCGCAGAAAUAAUAGAUGAAGUCAGGCGUGAAUUUAUCUUCCGGGAUGACAUUGCUGCUGCUGCCGCCAACCUUCUCCGGGACAUGCAAAUCAACCACAACGCUUCUUUAAUUGUUGGGGUUCAUGCUCGGCGUGGCGACAUUCUGCAGACGGCAUGGACAAAUUGGGGUCUACGAGCUGCUGAAAAAAAAUAUUUCCUCAAGGCUUUUAGUCUCAUGAAAUCAAAGUUUCCAGGCCGAAACAUGACAUUCUUAGUCUCCAGCGACGAUCUAAAGUGGUGCAGGGAGAAUCUGUUAGGGAAAAACGUUAUUGUUAUGCCACCUGCAUCCCCUGCUGUUCAUUUAGCCGUGUUGUCUAUCUGUGAUCACGUGAUAAUGUCUGGUGGUACUUAUGGAUGGUGGGCUGGAUGGCUGGCUAAUGGAGACGUUAUUUACCACACAGGGUUCAUUCAAAAUGGAACAGCUUUUGGAGAUAUGAUAAAAAGACAGCAGUAUUACCCACCACACUGGAUAGGGCUUGGAAACUGA
Molecule: messenger RNA, 564 nt
Organism: Candidula unifasciata
Lineage: Eukaryota; Metazoa; Mollusca; Gastropoda; Stylommatophora; Geomitridae
Source: the annotation of a GenBank genome assembly